GUCUCCGGCUCUUUCCGGGCCCUCAGAGGCGGAGCUGUCCCUGACCAAGCGGCGGGAGCGAGGGUUCAGAGAUGGGCAGUGAGAAGGAGCAGAGUCAAGAACCACACCUGCCUGAGGAGAGGGAAGGGGGUAAACCUUGGCGAGUGGAUGGCUCAGAGGGUUCUCGGAUCCCACCUGGGGAAAAGGAGCAUGGGCAGGAGAGCCCAUUGAAGGGGCCACAAGGAACAUGUCCAAAAAAGCCAUGGCAGAAAGUCAUUGCCCUAGCAGGAGGGCCAGGGGACCCCACUGCUCAUCCAAAGCCUGAGGCAGAUGAGAAGCCAUUUAUAUGUGCCCAGUGUGGCAAAACCUUCCACAAUACCUCCAACCUGAGAACACACCAGCGAAUCCACACUGGCGAGAAGCCCUACAAGUGUUCUGAAUGUGGCAAGAGCUUCUCAAGAAGCUCCAAUCGCAUCCGGCAUGAGCGGAUCCACCUGGAAGAGAAGCACUACAAAUGUCCCAAGUGUCAGGAAAGCUUUCGGCGGCGCUCAGACCUCACCACACACCAGCAAGAUCACCUGGGCAAGCGGCCGUACCGCUGUGACAUCUGUGGAAAGAGCUUCAGCCAGAGUGCCACACUGGCUGUGCAUCACCGGACCCACCUGGAGCCAGCACCCUACAUCUGCUGUGAGUGCGGGAAGAGCUUCAGCAACAGCUCCAGCUUUGGGGUGCAUCACCGCACCCACACAGGUGAGAGGCCUUACGAGUGUGCUGAGUGUGGGCGGACCUUCAGCGAUAUCUCCAACUUUGGGGCACACCAGAGGACCCACAGAGGGGAGAAGCCCUACCGUUGCACUCUGUGUGGGAAACACUUUUCUCGAAGCUCCAAUCUCAUCCGCCACCAGAAAACACACAUGGGUGAGCAGUCUGGGAAAGAGUCCAGCUGAAGGGGAGCCCCACUUACAGAGUGGGGGACAGAGAGUGAAAGAUUCACCCUAGUGGAGGAAGAUCUUUAGUAUCUGCUGCUGCCACCUUGAUGUCAAGCCCUUCAUCCCACUUCAGAGAACGGUUUCCUAUUGUCUCUGAAACCAGGAUCUCCAGGAAGUCCUCAGAAAGGACUUGGAGUAAAAAUCCUUGCCAUCUCCCAGGCAGUUACUUGUCUUGGAAAGUCAGAGGACCCCAUCUCAGCUUCACCUCCUUGUGAGUGACAGAGAAAUAGGGUAGGCUCAGAACAUGUCCUUAUCAUUAAGGCUGCAGUCCUCUGGUCUUUGGGAAAAACCUGUAAGACGGUGUCACUGUUUGAAGGGCUACCAUGUAGUCUAUGGACUGCUCAGGGCACAUUGCACAGGCCUGGUAGUUCCCACCUGCUGUGCCCCAACCCAAGUGUGCUUCUAGAUGUCUGGGUUGAGAGGACUGGUCCUCCUAGUGGGAGGGCCCUCCUUAGUCUAAGAAGAGGUUUGAGGUCCUGCCUUAGGAAUGAAAGGAAAGCCCUCAGGGAUUCAUGAUCAGGGACCUCACGUUCUCCCAUGUUUUUUACCUGUUGUCCCCAUCAAAGCCUGCAUCUGUUUCCCUAGAAUGAUCAGCAGUAAAACCCUUCAAUGAAAAGAACCUGUGUACUUAUUUGGGGAAGUGGGGAGGUGGGGAGAUUGUCCUAGUGCAGCCAUUCUAGAAUGAAGAUGAAUUCCAAGAAAGUUAGGUGAUUGGGUGCUCUGAAAAGCAAAGGAAAGCUGGCUGAGUUUCUGGGGCCUUUGAGGAAAAGGAGGAAAGGAAAGGACUAACACCCAUUGAGCAUCUAACUGUAUGCUGUUAUGAUUCUACUGGUUACAUUUACAUUUUUCAUCUUAUUGUUGUAACAAUCCCCAAGGGUGUAAGAGGAGGAAACAGAUGUGAGGAAAGAUGAAGUCAUAUAGCAGGCAUGUAGUGGAGCAGUUUAAAGUUGGACCUCCAGUGGAUGCUUUUUUCACUGAAUUCACCUUGUUGGCCUCUGAAAGAGGAGCCACAUAGGAGGCUGGCCUGGAGGUGGGAGCCAGUGUGGCCUCUUGAUAUGGCCCUGGAACGUUCACCCUGGGAACUCAGUACCAAGCAUGAGAACCAUUUCAACUUUAUUAAGUACUUUUUCUGUGACUAAGAAAAAUGACAGUGGCAGGGACUAGAGGGUGAGGGAUAGGAUGAGAGAACUCUCAGGAACAUAAUGAGAGUUUGCCUUUAGUAGCAAUCAAUAAUUCAGUCCCUAAGACUGAGACAGUUGGGGAGCUGGGGCGAUUGUCCCAGUGGAGCCAUUUCCUGUCCAGUCUUCACAUGGCAGAUUAAAAAAAAUUCUUUUAAACAUGGAAGUUUAGCAUUAACCCAGCUUUCCUCUAACAAAUACAAAACAUUCCUUCCUACCUUUCUCAGUCUAGGACAGUGAUGGCGAACCUUUUAGAGCUUUCAGUGAUAAACAGCCCAUUGUGGCAUGCAUGCCGUAGGUUUGCCACCACUGGUCUAGGGUUUUGCCUUGCAUAAUAUGGGGCCCUCUUCAUUUGUAGCCAAUUCCCAGAAUAUGGACUAAUAACACCUGCAACCUGACCUAUCAGAUGAGUAUCCAGGCACUCAUUCAGGAAGGGAGGUACCAGGAGCUUUCACUCACAUUGAAUUGAAUUUUGACAACUGCCUGAGAAGAAUUACCUGCACUUGACAUAUGUGGAAAGAGGCUGACAGAAAGUGACUUGCUCGUGAAAACAGCAAGUAGAUGGCAGGGCCUGGAACUGAACCUACUUCUACCCAAAGAUUUUUUGUUUUUUAAACUAGAAGACUCCUUCCCAAAUGAUUCUCUUACAUUUGUAGGGUACUUUAUAGUUUACAAAGCACUUUUAUUUUAUACACAUUUUCUUGUUCCUUGAAAAUCUCCACGCAAUAAACAUAGUAACCUAAUCUGAGAUACGUUAAGUGACACACAUUUUAAUAGUAAAAACCACAUGUAUCAAAUGCCUCCUGGUACUAGGUAUUACAUACCUACUAUCUCUGAUCUCCACACUAUUCUCUGAGUAGUAGUACCCCAUUUUCAGUAUAAGAUUCUGUGAGGAUAAAUUACCUGACUUACUGGUGGAGCUGGGAUUUAAAUAAGAAUGUCUGAUCGAAAGACCAAGCUCUUCAUUAUACCCACUAUCAAGCCAGGUCUACUGGACCCCAGUCCAGGGAGCUUUGUAUGAUUAUCCUUCCAGAUUUGGAGCCUUAGGGAAAACUGCUAUGGGUUUCAGGGAAUUUCUGCUGUCAGUCAGGACCAGGACUAAUGAAUGUUCACUUGCUUUGAUCAUGGGACAAGAAUCCCUGGCCAGUCUCACGUGCCCUUUUUAGACUUAGCUUAUAGGCUAGGGUUUCUGUGUUCAACAGUUUUUUUUUAAGUCCUGAUUAGUCCAUUUAUUCAUUCUCUGACUUCCUUUUUUGUUAACUUCCUUCAUUUUCUCCAUUCCUUGUUUUCUUUUCCUUCCUUCUAAGUCUCUGUCCUUUUUUUGCCCUUCUUUCCCCUUUUUCUUCUCUUCUUUCAACACACCCUCCUUUCUCUUAUUGACAGUGAAGACAGUGUGACCCUGUGUUCUCUAGUGCAUUGAAAUGACAAGUUACAAUGUGGUGAUAGAUGACAUUACAGUUGUUCCCAGGGUGCUGUAGGACCUAGGAGAGAGCUUAAUCAGGCCUGUACUGGUCAGGAGGGCCAGGAAUGGAUAAGACAGUCCUUGAAAAGACAUCAGAGGAAGAGAGACUUCCUGAACAAAGUGCUGGGGAAACAGGUAGGCGUGGCACACUUCUGAAGGGAUCUUGAAGAAUGAUUAGGUGUUUACUAGAUAAAAAGAAGUGGAAGGUUCUUUUUUCAGAUUGAAAGGAAGACUUAGUGUUUUAGGGAACAAUGAAAUGUUUGAUGUAGUUAGAAUAUCUUGUGUCAAAAGAAGAAGAGACUGGUAGGGUAGAUAGGUCAGAUCAUAAAGGGUGUUGAAUGCCCGAUAAGAUUUGGAUUGUGGAUGAUAAAAUUGUAAAGUAGAGGAAUGACAGGAUACCAUUCACCUUUUAGGAAGAACACUCAGUCUACUGUGAAGAAUGAACUUAAAGGGGGUCAAAUGAUUUGGGCAAUACUGUAUGUGUAAACCAGGUGCCAACGGGAGUCCUCAAUGCUCAGAGUCUUGUCCCUUCCAUAUGGUAGAAAUUCAAACCCUCCGUAUAAUUUCUGCAGAUUUCUGAGACUUAUGAUCGCAUGGUUUCUUCUUGCCUGAAGUGCCUGUGAUCUAUUCAAACCUUUUCUGUUUUGUCUCCAUUGUCCCUGUCACAGAACUCAGCACUUUAGAAAUUACAUCAAACCAAGCAUUUUUAAGGAUUUUUUCUUUUUUUUUUUUUUUUUUUGGUGCUGGGGAAUCUAACUCAGAUCCUUCCGCUUGCACAGCAGGCAGUGAAACCACUGAGCCAAAUCCCCAGCCCAAACCAAGCAUUUUUAAAGUUUUGACUCCUUUCUAGAGAUUGGGAGUUUUGUGGGGCGGGGAAGGGUGGGUUCACAUCUUCUCCUUCCUCCCAUUCCUGCCCUAUCCCUCCCUCCUGGAUUGCCCUAACAAGACUGGUGCAUUUUACUACAGAUGGUGUCUUACUAUCAUCAAAGACAAAUUUUUUCCUACAUAUUUUAUCAUCUCCAAAGUUGAGAUGUGUUUUACAAUUGAUAAUGUUUUAGAUAAAAUAAAAUGUCACAGUAUAAGAAAGAUAUGAGGUCUCCCAUUCAAGUACUAACCAGGCCCAACCCUGCUUAGCUUCCGAGAUCAGAUGCCAUCAGGCGCAUUUAGGGUGAUAUGGCCGUAGGCAAGGAAGGAAGGGACAAGAAAAAAAAGUGAAAAUAGAAGGAAAAAAUGGAGACAAAGCUUUUGUACAUAGGGAGAGGAGGGUGUUGGGAGAGGGGAAAUGGAAUAAAAUAAAAUUUAUUUAAAUGUGUAAAAAAUAAAUUAAAAAAAAGAUAUGAGAUGAUGGUGUCAGCAAGAUGGAAUAUGAAGUCCCAGCCCCUAUUCCUCAACAGAGACAACUUCAACAAUAUAUAGCCCCGGGGUGGGAAUUUAGCUCAGUGGUUUCCGCUGCCUGCUGCACAGGCGCAAGGACCCGAGUUCGAUCCCCGGUACCAAAAAAACAAAAAACCAAUGUAUAGCCCCAAUACCUUUAUGAGAACUCUAGAGUUCUUCCAGAAUUAAGGAGUUUCAGUAUCUCAGGCAAACACAGAGCUAAUAGGAACCACAUUAAAAUCGGUAGGAUGGGCCAGGGAUUUAGCUCAGUGGUUCCUCCGCCUGCCUUGCAAGCGCAAGGGCCCGAGUUCGAUCCCCGGUACCAAAAAAAAAAAAAAAAGAAAGAAAAGGGUAGGAUGGGUAGGAAGAGUCACUUUACACAAGACUGCCCUUUCCCUAAGCUGGCACAACUCAACUUGGGUCAUAGAUGUGCACUUGAGGGAAAAAAAGAAUAGACUAUACAUCCAGUAUUCCGGCUUUUCAGAGGACUGCCCUUCAGAGAACUGGUUCCUCUCUUGCUUAACUUGGAGGAUUAUGGAAAUGGAAUAAUAGAGUAUGUGGGGAGCCACUGAGAGCCAGGGUGUGGGGCAACUGGCUGUAUUAAGAGGGCCUGCAAUAUGGUAGACAAGCCAGCGCAGUCAGCAUGAUUGGGGAAAAGCUCCCAAAUGCAGCUGCUUACUUGGGAGGGACAGAGAAGAGCAGAGCAAAUGUCCAAUAUUCUACCUUUUUUAAUUUUUGGAGAGUUUCCCAGGGGACUGGUAUAUGUUUUGUUUGAUUAGGGAUACUGAUGGGAAGUCAGCAUAAUUUGAGUGACUAGUGGCCACUGAACACAGGAAAUGGAGGCUUGCUGCUUAGUACCAGAGAAACUGCAGUACAGUACUGCAGACAGACACCAGAGGGAGUAAGAAAUUGUGAUCUCCUGAGAAAGAAGCUGGAAAACCCUUGGGAAAUUAAAAGCGUAAAGCCUAGAAAAGUCACUUCCCCUCAGAAAGAUUCAGAGACUCCCAAACUCCACCCCUGAAUCAGCUAGAUUACUGGGCUGAUUACUGAAGAUCUGUGUAAAGCUAAAUGUUAAAAAUCAGAAAAAUGAUGCAUAAAUAAAAUGAGGAUAUCAACAGAGACAUAAACCAUAUAAAAACAACUUGGGGGCUUAUAUUCUAAAGGCCUUAUUCCUAUCCCUAGCUUACAUAAAUUAAGCAUUAUAGAUAUAAUCUAAAUCCCUUAUAGACUAUCUCCAUUCCAUUUUCCCUUCUUCCCAAGCUAACCACUGUCUGUAAUUUAUAUGUGUGAUUCUGAAAGAAAAAAAAAAGGGGAAAAAACAAACAUUCUGAAAUGGAAAAAUGCAAUAAUUGAAAAAUUCACUAGAUGGUUUCAAUAACAGACUUGAUUAAGCAAAAUAAUCAGUAAACUCAAAGUCAGGUAAUUUGAAAUUAUUGAGGCAGAGGCACAAAAAGCAGAAAAAGAAUAAAGAACGCUGAAGAAAUUCUAAGGGAUUUAUGGGACACCAUCAAGUGGAUCAACAUAUGUAUUACGGGAAUUUAAUAAUGAGGAAAGAGGAAAGGGGCAGAGAGUUUAUUUGAAGAAAGAAUGGUCCAAUACUUCCGAAAUCUGAGGAUGGAAAUGAACAUCCUAAUAAAAGAAGCUCAGACAACUCUAACUUAGGUGAACAAAAGAGAUCCACACUAAGAAACAUUACAAUCAAAAUGUUAACAAAGGCAAAAGGGAAAAUCUUGAAAGUAGCAAGAGAAAAGCAGAUCAUCACAUACAAGAGAGCUUCCAUAAUUUUAUCAGGGAUUUCUCAGCAGAAACCUUAUAAGCCAGAAGAGAGUGUGAUGAUACAUUCAAAAUGCUGGGAAAAAACCCCCAACAAAACAAAAAAUAAAAACUCUGCUAAACAAAGAUACUAUACCUGGCAAGACUUCAACAAUGAAGGAGAAGGGCUGGGGAUUUAGCUCAGCGGCACUGCACCUGCCUCAAAAGCGCAAGGUCCUGAGUUCAAUCCCUGGUACUGGGGAAAAAAAAAAUGAAGGAGAAAUAAAGUCUUUCCAAAGUAAAGAAAACUGAGGGAAUUAAUCACCACUAGAGUUGACUUACAAGAAAUACUAAAGGAGAUGGUGAAACAGGCCACUCAAGUUGAAACAGAAAGAUGCAAGACAGCAGUACAAAAGCAUACAAGACUAUAUAUCCCACUACCAAAGGUAAAUAUAUAGCCAAAGAAUACUGUAAUGUUAUAAUGGUGGUGUAUAAAUCUGGUAUAGAAUUUAAAAUAGUAAAGCAUUAGAAGUAAUUAUAAGUAUAAAACUAGGUUAAUGCAUACAAAAUUAAAAAGAUGCAAUUUUAAACAUUGAUGACAUGAAGGGAACUGGUAGGUAUCACAGUUUUUGUACGUGAUUGAAGUAGUUAUCAGCUUAAGACAUAUUAUAACUGUAAGAUGUUUUAUGUAAGCCUCAUGGUAACCAUAAGGAAACUACCAAUAGCAGAUGGACAGGAGAAAAUGAGAAAAACAAUCUAAACAUGUCAGCACACAAAAUCAAUGAGACACAAAAGCAGUAAGAGAAGAAAAAUGAAAAAAAUUACUGUAAGACUGAAAAAAUUAAUAAAAUGGCAAUGAUAUGUCUUUAUCAAAAAUUAUUGUAAGUAUAAAUUAAAAUUAAUUUCUGCAAUCAUUCUGCAUUCAGUGUGGCCAACUGGGUAAAAAAAUCAAGAGUUCUGAUUACUGGUUCUACGUGUAAAGAGCUUGGAAGUCACCUCUGUCCUAACAACAAAUAAAAGCUGAACAAAUGAAAGAACUCAACAUCUUUUCUUAAAUCCAUUAGAAAAGUAGGGUAAAUUAUUAAAGAAACAGUCAGAUACAGAAAAUCACAGCAUAUUGGAACAGAAACUUCUGUGGGAACCAGUGCUAGGAUAGCAAAACCCAAACUAUAAUUGAUUAAGUUUUGGAAAGUAGAUGUGGGAAACUCUGACAGUUAAAAACUCCAGGAAAUCCUUGUCAUAUGGAAGACUCCCACACAUUUGUGAGUUUAACCUCCAGAAGCCUGACCAGGUUCUCACAGUAAAUACUGGGGAAAAUCUCCUUACAUUUCUAUCAAGGGGAGGGGAAAAAAACCUAGUUAUCCAGAGCCUUACUUGUUGGGGUUCUAUCAGAGCCUAAUUGAUAUUAAGAGAAAGGAAAUAUCCAAUCCAGUUACUCAACACUCAAUUGUAAGAAACAAGAAGUUUUCCUACUGAGAUCAGGAACUAUGUAAGGAUUUCCUCUUACCAUGGUUUUUCAAAAGUAUACUGAAAGUCCUACCUAAUUUAGUAAGAAAAAGUGAAAUAAAAAGUUUACUUACUAGGAAGGAAGAAAUGAAACUGUCUUUAACUGAAGAUGACAUGAUUAUCUUCAUACAAAACCUGGAAGAAGUGAAAACCCCUCAGAAUCUAAUAAGCAAUUAUAGUAAGAUUGCAGGAUAUAAGGCUAAUACACAAAAGUCAAAUACUUUUCUAGAUACAGUGGUUCCUUGGUUCAUGAACUUAAUUCAUUCCAUGAUUCUGGAAAAGAUGCCUAUGUUCACGUUUGUGCAGGAAAAAUGGUCACAGUUGUGUUUAUCACCUGAUACAGAGUUUGCAAACAAAAAAUUUGCCAAACAAUUCUGUUUGUUCGCAAACAAAAGCAUUUGUGAACCGAGGUACCACUGUACCACCAGUGAGUGGAAUUUGAAAUGAAAAGCACAGAACUUUUUACAUUAGUACUCCCAUAGUGGAAAUACUUAAUUAUUAAGCUAAUAAAAUAUGUACAGGAUCUAUAUGAGGAAAGCUACAAAGUUCUGUUGAAAGAAAUCAAAGACAAACUAAACAAAUGGAAAGCUAUUCCAUGUUUGUGGAUAGGAAGGCUCAAUACAGUCAAAGGUAGUUCUAUACUACUUUGAAUGAAAUCCCAAUCCAAUCCCAGAAAAAAGUAUUUUAUAGAUACUACACUUGAUCUUAGCCAGGAGGCCAAGAAGCAAUUAGUAUUUUAUAGAUACCGACAGACUAAUUUUAAAGUUUAUAAGGAAAGGUGAGAGACUCAUCAUAACUGUUAUGUCUUUUUGUCCCUGGUGUAAUUUUGUCACUGGCUUCACUUCACCUGGGCUUGCCUCUCCUUUCUUGUCCUCCCCACCUCUCCCCUCCCGUCACUCCUUCCUGUCUGUCAUGGGGUGAGUAGCUUUCUCUGCCAUGCCCUUCAACCAUGCUGUUUCUGCCUUGGAAGCAGCCAUCUAUGGACUAAACCCUCUCAAACUGUGAUCCAAAAUGAACCUCUUCUCCAUUAA
Heterocephalus glaber (naked mole-rat) is the source of this 9271-nucleotide messenger RNA. RefSeq names its product zinc finger protein 691 (gene Znf691). Gene Ontology annotation, cellular component: nucleus. The record is from RefSeq and is a predicted model, not a curated record. NCBI's taxonomy places the organism in Eukaryota, Metazoa, Chordata, Mammalia, Rodentia, Bathyergidae. Gene Ontology annotation, biological process: regulation of transcription by RNA polymerase II. Gene Ontology annotation, molecular function: RNA polymerase II cis-regulatory region sequence-specific DNA binding; DNA-binding transcription activator activity, RNA polymerase II-specific.